This is a messenger RNA of Leishmania major strain Friedlin, 573 nucleotides long. RefSeq lists its product as hypothetical. The record is from RefSeq and is a predicted model, not a curated record. Lineage: Eukaryota; Euglenozoa; Kinetoplastea; Trypanosomatida; Trypanosomatidae. The transcript has a single exon. Bases 1 to 573 code for a protein of 190 amino acids.
AUGGUGAAUAGACGCAUCGCCAAGGGUCGCCGGCUGGCCCGCAAGAAGAGGCUGAAAACAGCAAAGAAGUCCUCGGUAGAUGGGUCUGCCGCUCGUGCGGGUGCUGGCAAGACAGCGGGGAAGCGAAAGACGGCUGCCACACGAGUGCGUGUUGUGAAUGGUGUCAGCAAGAAGCAGCAGCAUUGCUUUGGCGAGAUCGAGUCGCUGAAGCAGAAGAGUAAGCUUCUGAAGCAGCAGGCAGCGGAGCGGAUGGUGCUCAAGGAGCACUUGCGGGACCUCGAGGCCCGCAAGGAGCGCACUCGCCGCGGCGAGACUGCCAAGGCGGAGCGCCGAGAGCUUGCCAAGUACAUACGUCAGCUCAAGCACGAGCAGCAGGUCAAGCACGCCUCUGAGCUUUCGAACCUGGAGGUGGAACUGAAGCGCCUGAUCGGCGAGCGCGACAACGUGCGUGCGGCGCGCGCGGCAGCAGGCAUGAACGAGGACGACGCCGACUGGGAAGACGUUGGCGAUGCAGAUGACGACGACGUCAACGAAGACGAGCUACAGCGCAUGUUCGCGCAUCUGACAAUGUAG